This is a messenger RNA of Uncinocarpus reesii 1704, 1641 nucleotides long. RefSeq lists its product as uncharacterized. NCBI's taxonomy places the organism in Eukaryota, Fungi, Ascomycota, Eurotiomycetes, Onygenales, Onygenaceae. The transcript is spliced from 5 exons. Gene Ontology annotation, biological process: amino acid transmembrane export from vacuole. The record is from RefSeq and is a predicted model, not a curated record. Bases 1 to 1641 code for a protein of 546 amino acids.
AUGUCGUCCGCCAGCAAUGCCAGCGACAUACAUGAUUCAGACUUGGAUAAUACCAAAAAGGGCGCUGGAGCUUCUGCGCAGGAGAUCCCGCGCGAUGGAGGAUCAGAAGGCGAAACCAGCGCAGCGGAUUCCUCAGCUGCCUCGUUGGGCUCAAGAAAAGCAUUAUGGGCUUUUCUAAUUCUGUGCUAUUCGACCGGUCCGACAGCUUCUAUGGUUUUCAACUAUGUUUCUGCUGCGAUUCAGUCUGCUGCCAACCUGGUGGGCCAUCAGCCGGGAUCAGACAAACCGUGCGGCCGACGCGGAAGCAAUAUCAAAUGUGUAGUCAAGUUCGGAGCCGGCGAAAUUGACUAUCUCAGUUACCUCUUGUACUUGCGGGCAAUUGGUCGCGCCAUGGAGGGUGUGAUCACUAUUCUUGUAUCUGGACUGGCAGAUUAUUCCAGCUAUCGGAAAACCAUGAUGAUGGUGUCAAUCAUCCUUUUCGGUGCUUUAGCUCUCCCGUUUGCGGGUUUGACGGAGUCCAAUUACAGCCACCUCACCGCCCUCUCUGUCUUGUACUGCACCUUAACGACUAUUCAGGGUGUUUAUGUUGUCAUUGAAGCGUCUUAUAUUCCUAUCUUUAUGCGCUCCGUGGGUUGGUUUCGGCCCCGACAACCGGCGUUGCCGGCAGACGCGGCUGCAGACUCCAGCGGAUUAGAAAAGCGAACAUGGACAAAGGGUUUCACUGUUAGCGUUCUUGCAUUGGUGGCCGGCAAUCUUGGUGGCUUGACUGCACUAAUCAUCGGUGUCAUCCUUGUUUAUUCCCGAGGGUCAUAUGUCAAAAUUGGCUACCACAACUACCUCCUUGCGAUCACCAUCGGUGGUUGCAUAACGAUACUCUUUGCGACCAUUGGCCAAUUCCUAUUACCUGCCAUAGAGGGCAAAAAGCGGCCAAAAGGCGCGGAUGUUUUCCUCCUCCCAGCGAGAGGCUGGCUUCUAAUGGUUUCCUCGGUGCGUCGCUACCCCGAAGCAUUCAAACUCUGCAUCGGCUGGGUUCUCUGGCACACCUCCUACUCCAACUACCUCGGUUUGAUCCAGUCACUUUUCCUUCAAGUCACUGGUAUCAGCAACGGAUCUGGUGUCUACCAAGUGUGGUCCUUCACCAACGUCAUUUUCGCAUGCAUGGGAAGUUUGGGGUUCCUCUUCAUUUUCCCCCGUAUCCAAGCUCCUAUCAAGAGCUGGGCAUAUGUCUUUUUAGCCGUUAAUUUCCUCUGCAUUUUUUGGGGCUGUAUCGGAAUCAGCAACAACGUCCCGAUUGGGUACAAGCACACUGCCGAAUUUUGGGUGGAGCAAGUUCUCUUUAUGAGUACGAGCAGUGCCCUCCGGUCGUAUAACCGAGCGGUUUACUCAUCGCUGAUUCCAAAAGGAUCUGAAGCCCAGUUUUUUGGGCUUGAGAUCACGCUGGAUCUUGCCACUGGUUGGAUCAAUCCUCUCGUGCAAGGAGUUAUCCAGAAUAGGACUAAUAACUUGCGGUUCCCAAUGCUUGCCAACGUCCUGCUGAUCUCGGUAGCAAUUUUGCUUUACAUCUGGGUUGACAUUCCAAAGGGCAUUGAAGAUGCGAAGGUACCCCUUGGAGAGACGCCGACCGACACGGUUCCUGAAUAG